Molecule: messenger RNA, 3118 nt
Organism: Adelges cooleyi (spruce gall adelgid)
Lineage: Eukaryota; Metazoa; Arthropoda; Insecta; Hemiptera; Adelgidae
Product: lon protease homolog, mitochondrial-like
Exons: 15
Coding region: 105-2891 (928 amino acids)
Biological process (GO): chaperone-mediated protein complex assembly; mitochondrion organization; protein quality control for misfolded or incompletely synthesized proteins
Cellular component (GO): mitochondrial matrix
Molecular function (GO): ATP binding; serine-type endopeptidase activity; ATP-dependent peptidase activity
Source: RefSeq, a predicted model, not a curated record
ACUGACAAGCGAACGGCAACAGAAUUAAAAUUUUCGUUGUCAUAGUUUUUUCAUUACAGUAAAAUGAGUUAAUAAUAUAUUUUAAUUUCACUAGAACAAUAAAAAUGUUACCUCGAAUACUAAGUCUGAAUGCAUUAAAACGAAUGUUGAUGGUCGACCGUCAGUUCGUGCGUUAUGCAAGUGUUGUAAUGUGCAACAACGGUAGAGCGUGCCCACCACAAGGCAGACAUACUUCAUCGACACCAGCUGUAUCCCUCGUGUAUAUGCCAGUGCGCUAUAGACGGUUUGCCAAUAAGCAUCAUAGCAACAAAGACGACGAUGCCGUUGAUGGUGACGACAAGCAGAACGCCAGAGUCGUGGGCGAGAACAAAGCUGAUGAUGAUACAAUGGUAGCUACUAUUCAAGUGCCGGAAAACUUACCUUAUUUGCCGAUGGUGGCAAUACCGAAGCCUCCGUUGUAUCCUAGGCUUUUUAGAAUUGUCGAGAUAAGUGAUCCAAAACUGAUAGCGUUAAUUAAGAGGAAAAGAACUUUGGGUCUACCUUACAUCGCUCUGUUUAUGAGAAAAGACACAGUGGCCACCGCAAAUGUAGUAAAUAACAUUGAUGAAGUGUAUGAAAUUGGGACUUUAGGAAGAAUUAACGAAAUGCGAGAAUUCAACAACAAAUUACACAUGCUUAUACAAAGUUUCAGAAGGAUUAAAUUGACAAAACCUUAUUUUGAAGAUCAAGAUAUCGAUAAAGUUACAGGUGAUUUGAAUCGACGUAGUAAAAAACAAGCUCGUCUUAAAGGUGUAACUAACACACAAGAAGCGACAGAAUCUAAUCAAGAAACGGACAAAAUUCAGCAAGAAGUGCUGAUGGUCGAAGUAGAAAAUAUAAAAGAUCAACCUUUUGAAACUACAUUGGAAGUUAAAGCACUUUCUCAAGAAAUUAUUAAAACCAUUCAAUCGAUAAUCAGUAUUAAUCCUAUAUAUAGGGAAAUAUUACAUCCAAUGUUACAACACGGUAAUGUAGCCAAUGAUCCAUCAUACUUAUCUGAUGUUGCUGCUGCCAUAACUGAAUGUGAAACUAAAGAAUAUCAAGACAUUUUAGAAGAAACUGAUGUCCCUAAACGCCUUCGACUAUCUUUGGGAUGCCUGAAAAAACUUUUAGAACUCAGCGAAAUUCAAAUCAAGAUUAGUAAAGAAGUAGAUGAGAAAGUAAAACAACAACAUCGAAAAUUUAUACUUCAGGAACAACUUAAAGUUGUAAAAAAAGAACUGGGCCUAGAAAAAGAUGACAAAGACUCCAUUGUAGAAAAAUUCAGAGACCGAAUUAAAGAUAAAAAAGUACCACCAAAAGUUAUGGAAGUAAUUGAAGAAGAGUUGACUAAAUUAUCAUUUUUAGAACAACAUUCUUCUGAAUUCAAUGUCACUAGAAAUUAUCUAGACUGGCUCACACAACUACCAUGGGGUGCUACAAGUAAUGAGAAUUUUGAUUUAGACCGUGCAUCGAAAAUACUAGACGAAGAUCAUUACGGAAUGGAAGACAUUAAGAAACGUAUUCUCGAAUUUAUUUCUGUCAGUAAAUUGAAAGGCACAACUCAUGGGAAAAUAAUAUGUUUCCAUGGACCACCUGGUGUCGGCAAAACAAGUAUAGCAAAGUCAAUUGCAAAAGCUCUAAAUCGAGAAUAUUUCAGAUUUAGCGUAGGAGGUAUGACUGAUGUCGCUGAGAUCAAAGGCCAUCGUAGAACAUACGUGGGUGCUAUGCCGGGUAAAAUGAUACAAUGUCUUAAAAAAACUUCUACUGAAAAUCCACUUGUGUUAAUUGAUGAAGUUGAUAAAAUUGGAAGGUCUGCGUCAUCGGCUCUGCUAGAAAUGCUUGAUCCAGAACAAAAUGCCAACUUCCUAGAUCACUAUUUAGACGUGUCUGUAGAUUUAUCAAACGUGUUGUUUAUUUGCACCGCUAAUGUUAUCAACACAAUUCCAGAGCCUCUACGAGAUCGAAUGGAACUCAUAGAUGUUUCUGGAUAUGUGGCCCAAGAAAAAAUGGCAAUUGCCAAACAGUAUUUAAUUCCUCAGGAACUAAAGGCCACCGGAUUGACUGUUGAACAAAUAGAUAUUGUUGAUGAAAGUUUGUCAACUCUUAUAAAAUUUUACUGCCGUGAAAGUGGUGUCCGAAAUCUUCAAAAACAUAUCGAAAAAAUACUAAGAAAAGUUGCGUAUAAAAUUGUUAAAGGCGAAGAAGAAAAAGUGACUGUUUCUAAAGACAAAUUAAAUGAUUUUGUUGGUAAUCCAGUGUUCACUAAAAACAGAAUGUAUGAAAAUCCUGAACCGGGAGUUGUUAUGGGUUUAGCUUGGACUGCCAUGGGAGGUACAAUGAUGUAUAUUGAAACGGAAUGGACCAAAGAUCCUAAAACCGUGACUGAAAAAGAUAAAGCGGUGGGUUCCAUUGUGCUUACCGGUCGUUUAGGAGAAACUAUGCAAGAGUCCGCCAAAACCGCAUACACUGUAGCAAAAAAAAUAUUAAACAAUGUCGAUCCAAAAAAUGUAUCGCUAUCGAUUGGCAAUGUGCAUCUACAUGUUCCUGAGGGUGCGACACCCAAAGAUGGACCUAGUGCCGGCUGUACAAUUGUUACAGCACUACUUUCGUUAGCGUUGAACAAACCCGUUUUUAAAAAUAUAGCAAUGACUGGUGAAAUUUCGCUCAAAGGAAAAAUAAUGCCAGUCGGCGGAAUCAAGGAAAAAACUAUAGCCGCGAAAAGGGAAAAUAUUAACUGUUUGAUAUUUCCUGAAGAAAACAAAAAAGACUUUGACGAACUACCAAAGUAUAUAACCGAAGGACUAGAAGUACAUUUUGUUUCCUAUUAUAAGGAAAUCUAUGACAUAGUGUUUAAAAAUAAAUCAAAUUAAAUUCAAAUUGUUAUAUUAUCGUGCAGGUUUUAUUGGAUUAAGUAACCUGAUGUUUUCCAUUACGUCUUAAGAUUUCUUUUUUAUGUUAUAAAUACUUGUAUAUACUGUCUGUUAUGUGCUGUAGUUAUUUGUUUUUUUAUUAUUAAAGAUUGAUAAAUAUUUAAUAGAUUUCUUGUACAAAACGGCUAACAUUUUCUCAUCGAAAUAAAAUAUUUUUUUAAUUACAA